Molecule: messenger RNA, 2398 nt
Organism: Pteropus alecto (black flying fox)
Lineage: Eukaryota; Metazoa; Chordata; Mammalia; Chiroptera; Pteropodidae
Gene: ZDHHC19
Product: zinc finger DHHC-type containing 19
Exons: 8
Coding region: 1310-2398 (362 amino acids)
Biological process (GO): peptidyl-L-cysteine S-palmitoylation; protein targeting to membrane
Cellular component (GO): endoplasmic reticulum; Golgi apparatus
Molecular function (GO): protein-cysteine S-palmitoyltransferase activity
Source: RefSeq, a predicted model, not a curated record
UCUUAUUAAGUAUCUUAUAAGCUAACAUUUUUACUAUAAUGAUUUUAACCUCUUAAUUUGAAUAUCAUGAAGAAAAAAUGUUUCAAUAGACAAGAAAAUGUAACAGUAAUUGUAUGAUAAGGGAUUUUUGCUCUGUUUUUAGUUAAUUUCCUCAAAAUGUGCCAGUUUAUUUAGCUCAAUUCAAAGUAAGAAUCUUGGAAUUACAAUUUUUAUCCAUGUUGAAGAAUAAUACAGUCUCUGUUGAAAUUAAAGUGACAUUGGAAACAGCCAUUAUAUUUCAACACAUGGGAGCUCUGACAAUAUGUACAGUUGCUAUGUCUCAACAGAUUCCUCUAUUGGUCGGUGGUAGCAUUUCUGAGGCUAAUUGGUGGCGCCUAGGUCACAAGCCUGUGUGCUGGUUACAAGAGAGGCUUUGAAUGAGAGUGUUUGGCAUUUUCAGCUCCAACGGGAUGGGGAAAUGGUCUUUGCCCUUCAUCAAGACUUACGGUGCAGGGAAAUCCUCCAAACAUAGAGGGUUUCAGAUGCUUAGCAGCUAAAACAAGUGACAAAUGUCAGCUGCAUGCAACAGAAAACCUAGUUAUUUUCUCACAUAAUCAGCAGCUCAGAGAAGGCAGUUCAAGGCUGGGACAGAGACUCAACAAUGUAAUUGAUGUCAUUCUGUUUGUGUAGCAUGUUGGCUUAUUGCCUAAUGGAUCCAACGUGGCAACCCCAGCCAGCACGCCUCGGUUCAGGACAGGAAGGGAAGAAUGGAGCUGUGCCAACUGUGUCCUUUACCUUUUAUCAGGAAGGCAAAAGCUUUUCUAGAAACUCUUGACAGACAUCCACUUACGUCUCCUUGAUCAGAAUUGUCAUGAAGCCAACCCUGGAAAUGAGAGAAGCUCCUCCCCCAAAGUGGAAUUUUUUAAUAACAAAAAGGAAAAAAACGGAGAUAGAGUAAGCAAUGAGUACUGUUUCAAUCAACACUGAGCCCAAAAGGGUGAUUAAAAUCACCCACCUUCUCCCUCCAUGUUUCUCUAAUCUCAUGUAGUCUCGAAGCUAACCUCCUCACAGGGGCAGGACCUCUCAGUCCCCAGAGUGGGGUGGGUUUGCUGUGGAAGUGACGUUCAUAGGCUGCAGACAGUUCUUCUGAAGAGCCCCUGGCCCUCAUUCUCCUCAUUCUCCUCAUCUUCUGUGAUGUCACACUGGACUUCUUUCCUUCCACCCUGAGCUGUGGCUUCCGGGGCAGCUGUGGCCAUGGGGCUCCUGGAGCCAGCAGGGGAGAGAGAGCCUGGUGGCUCUGAUCUCCCCUGGGGGCACCAGUGGUCCAGCCAUGCCGGUCUUGAAGGAUGCCAUGCCCCUCAUGAAGGAGUCCCAUCCUCCGCCUCAGGCCCCACUUCCCUGGAUCCUCCCAAGCCUGUUUGCUGCCUUCAAUGUUGUGCUGCUGUUGGUUUUCAGCGGCCUCUUCUUUGCAUUCCCUUGCAGGUGGCUGGCCCAGAACGGGGAGUGGGCCUUUCCCAUCGUCACAAGUCUCCUCUUUUUGCUCACCUUCUUCAGUCUUGUUUCACUCAACUUCUCAGACCCCGGCAUCUUGCAUCAAGGCUCCAAUGAACAGGGGCCCAUGAUGGUGCACGUAGUAUGGGUGAACCACAGGGCCUUCCGCCUUCACUGGUGCCAGAAAUGCUGCUUCCACCGCCCACCCCGGACCUACCACUGCCCCUGGUGCAACAUCUGUGUGGAGGAUUUUGACCAUCACUGCAAGUGGGUCAAUAACUGCAUCGGUCACCGCAACUUCCGCUUCUUUAUGCUGCUCGUCCUGUCCCUAUGCCUCUACUCGGGCGCCGUGCUGGUCACCUGCGUGAUCUUCCUGCUGCGCACUACCCACCUGCCUUUCUCCAUAGACAAAGUCAUAGCCAUCGUGGUGGCUGUACCCGCCACCGGCUUCCUGGUGCCCCUCUUCCUGCUGCUGCUGAUCCAGGCCAUGUCGGUGAGCGCGGCCGAGCGCUCCUGCGAGGGCAAGUGCCGAUACCUGCAGGGAUACAACCCCUUCGACCACGGCUGUGCCAGCAACUGGUAUUUAACAAUUUGUGCACCGCUGGGACCCAAGUACAUGGCCGAAGCUGUCCGUAUGCAGAGAGUCGUAGAGCCCGACUGGGUGCCCAUGCAGAACCUGCACUUCCCGAUGUGCCCCGCCUCGCUCGGUCCCCCAGCCCUACCUGGGCCUGGGUCUGGCCACCAGCCCCAACCUCUGACUCUCUGCAAACCAGGAAAAGGUCCCCCAGGGAGUGGUGAGGCUGCAGCUCUCCAGGAGUUCCACGCAGGCCCAGUGUUGCCGCCCAUGCUGCGGGAGACUCCCCGACGAAGCUCGCCCCUUCACACCCGGCGAUGCCAGGAGCCCCUUCACCCAAACCUCACCUCCUGA